CGUUUUACGCUCGUCCCCCCCCGUCCCCGUCCCCUUCCCCUUGGUCGUUUUGCGCGGCGAAAGGGGCAGGGGUGGAGCGGAAGGCGGGAGGGCAUCGUGGUGGCGCCGCGGAGGCCGCCGCUGGCGCUGCGGUGGGAGCGAGCCGCGCUCCCCGCUUUCCUCCCCGUGCGGCGCGGCUCUUAGGCCCGGGAGGACGGACUCCCCCCUCGCCCUCUCCCCCCCUCUCCGCCCUGGGCGGCGGCGGAGGCGGCGGCGGGGAGGAGGAGCAGGUCGGGUGCGGAGGGAACAGUAGUACAAAAUGUCAAAAAUUAGAAGGAAGGUCACAGUGGAAAAUACCAAGACCAUAUCUGAUAGCACAUCCAGAAGACCCAGUGUUUUUGAGAGACUUGGACCCAGCACUGGAAGUACUGCAGAGACUCAGUGCCGUAACUGGCUGAAGACUGGCAACUGCCUCUAUGGGAACACAUGUAGAUUCGUACAUGGCCCUUCACCACGAGGUAAAGGCUUUAGCAGCAGUUACAGAAGGUCACCAGAAAGGCCUACAGGGGAUCUUCGGGAGAGAAUGAAGAAUAAGCGUCAAGAUAUUGAAACAGAACCACAGAAACAUAAUACAGAAGAGCAAUCUUCUCCAGUUCGGAAAGAGUCCUCCAGAGGGAGGCACAGAGGGAAGGAAGAUAUUAAAAUUACCAAGGAGCGGACUCCAGAAAGUGAAGAAGAAAACCCUGAUUGGGAAACAAACAGGGACGAUUCUGAUAACGGUGAUGUUAAUUAUGAUUAUGAUCAUGAACUUUCUUUGGAAAUGAAGCGCCAGAAGAUCCAGAGAGAGUUAAUGAAACUUGAAGAAGAAAACAUGGAGAAAAGAGAAGAAAUAGUAAUUAAAAAGGAGAUUUCUCCAGAGGUGGUUGGAUCGAAAUUAUCAUCCUCGCCUUCACCAGGGAAAUCCAGUAAAUCUCCAAAACUGAGAUCAAGCCCCAAAUCUUCCUCUUCAACCAGUAAGAGGGAAAAGAAGACUUCUGCAGUUUCUUCACCCCUCUUGGACCAACAGAGGAGCUCAAAAAGCAACCACAGUAAAAAGAAAGGUCCUCGCACACCUAGUCCACCCCCACCUGUGCAAGAAGAGGCUGCACAAGGGAAAAAACAUAAAGAAAAACAUAAAGUUAAAGAACGAUUAGAAGAGAAGCCAAGAGAGGUCAAGGAGAGAGGCCGUGACUUUGAAAGACAUAAUAAGGAGAAAAAGGAGAAACAGAGAGAUCCCUCAGAAGGUUCCCACAGGCAGAGACGUUCACCUAGUCCAGAAGAACAUUCUGGUAGCAAUUCUUCUCCUUCAAGAGAAUAUUCUCCUAGCACAAGGAGGCGGCAGACAUCUUGGGCUCCAACAAAGUCCAGCAGCCAUAAACAUUCUUUUUCACCUUCUUGCAGGUCUGCUUCACCACCAACUCAGCAUCAUUCUCCUGUUUCUUCAAGACAUCACUCUUCUUCCUCUCAGUCGGGAUCUUCUAUUCAGAGACGCUCUCCAUCACCACGUCACAAACGAACUCCUUCUCCCUCUUACAAAAGGACUGCUUCCCCACCUGUAGGCCGUUCCUCUUCUCCUUAUGCUCACAGAGCUUCACCUUCUCCCCAGCAAAAGCAGACCCCUUCACGACAUCGUUCACCCGUCAGAGAGAGAAGCCGGCAUGAUCGAGAGCGGAUUUCACAGUCACAUGAUCGACGCCAAGAAAGGAGGGAAGAAACUAGAGGAAAAAGAGGGAGAGACAGAGAUAGAGAGGAUCGUGACUAUGACCAAGAACAGAGCACCCCCAGAGAUCACAGAGAUGAUCGAGAUUCUCGGGAUGGACGGGAUCGAAGAGAAACCAGAGAUAACAGAGAGCGCCGGGAUAUAAGAGAAUCUCGGGACGCUCGGGACUCGCGGGACUCACGGGAUACAAGGGGCUGUAGCAGAGAUAAUAAAGACAGUCGUGAUCAGAGGGACCUGCGUUCUACGCGAGACACACAUGACUACAGAGACAGAGAGUGUCGUGACACCCAUAAAAAGGAAGAGCAAUAUUUGGAGGAAACACGCAGCUAUGGGCGGACCCAUGGCAGAGAAGAGAGUUCUCGUGCUGAAGCAAGGACAGACUCUAGAAGUGAAGCCAGGAACGAGUCCAGAACUUCAGGAAGAAGUAGAGGCAGAGGUCCUGAAUUAUCAGACAAGGGUAGUAGAGGAACGAGGGGUUCUCAGGUUGACAGCCACUCUAGUAAUAGCUACCAUGACAGCUGGGAAUCACGGAGCAAUUAUCCCGACAGGGAUCGCUAUGAAAACCGAGAACAUGCACGGGAUUCUUCAUUUGAGAGAAGACAUGGAGAAAGAGACAAGCGUGACAACCGGGAGAGGGAUCAGCGAGCAAGCUCACCAGUACGGCACCAAGGAAGAAGUGAUGACCUUGACCGAGAUGAAAGACUAGAAGAACGUAGGGUGGACAGGGGUGAAGACAGACGAGAUGAAAGACCCAGGGAGCGGGAGAGAGAGCGGGAAAGAGAGAGAGAAGCUGAACGUGAUCGUGCCCGUGAACGAGAACGUGAGAGAGAGAGGGACAAGGAUAGAGACCGCGAGCGGGACAGAGACCAUGACAGAGAGAGGGAGCGAGAACGGGAAAGAGAGAGGGAGCGAGAACGGGAAAGAGAGAGGGAACGAGAACGGGAGAGGGAACGUGAGCGAGAGCGGGGGCGGGAAAGGGAUAAGGAAAGGGAGCGCCAGAGAGAGUGGGAUGACAAAGAGAGAGGAAGAGAAGAACGCAGAGAUAAAAGAGAUGAUGUCCGUGAAGAAAGAACUGCAAGAGAUAGCCGUGAAGAGAGAAAGUCAAAAAAACGUCACCGAAAUGAAAGUAGCCCCAGCCCUCGUAAGUCACCAAAACGUCGUCGUGAGCAUUCACCUGAUAGCGAUCCUUACAACAGUGGAGAUGAUCAAAACGAAAAACGCAGAUUAUUGAGUCAGGUUGUCCGACCUCAGGAAUCACGCUCACUUAGUCCUACACACCUUUCAGAAGACAAGCAGAGCCGAUGGAAAGAAAGUGAACGAAAGUCAGAGAGAAAGGACAGCUCCAGACAUUAUGAGGAAAGUGACUUUAAAGAGCGAGUUUCUUCUGGGGACAAACAGCGAGAGCAGCGAGAGAUCAAUGAAAGUUCAAGGAGCAGGGUCCAAGAGACUGUAAGUAAUCGAACCUCUGAAGAACGAGAGGCAGUUGAGCACAUCCAUGAAGAUAAGAAAAAAAUCAAAGUACAGAAAAAGGCUACAAAGAAAAAGAAAGAGGAAGACAUUGGGUUAGAGCGGUAUGUCAGUGAACCAGUCCUAGAUAAGAUCUCAGUCUUUUCACCAAAGAAAGUUCAGAAAAAGAAAAACACUGAUAAGAAGCGCAAGAGAUCUAAAGGAGAUUCUGAGGUUUCUGAUGAGGACAGUGGGCCACACCAGAAAAAGAAAAAAGGCCCAAGAACGCCACCUGUAACCACAAGAGAGGAACUGGUGGAAGCAGUGCCUGAGAAACCAGUGUUAGUAGAAAUUGUCUCAAAAAGAGAGGAGACAACAUUUAGCGAUUGGUCAGAUGAAGACGUUCCAGAGCGUGGAGAAACCAUUCUGGAAAGGAGUUCUGAGGAGCCCCAUAGAAAUAGUCACCGCACAAGGGUGGAAACUGUGGGAACCGUUCAUGUUGUUGAAGAUCCUCCUCCAGUCAAAUCUGUUGAGCAGAAGCGCAGCAGCAGCCUUUGCAGCAAUCGAAGCCAUGCCUCAAGCAGGCUCAGGUCACCCUCCAAUGAUUCUGCACACCGGAGUGGAGACGACCAGACCGGCCUGAAAAAGAUCCUACAUAGCAGCUCCAGUGACAGAGAGAGAAGGGGUCUAGAAAUCACCGGAGAACGGAAAUCAAGAAUUGACCAGUUAAAACGAGGGGUUCCCAGCCGCAGCACAUCUUCAGAUCGACAAGAUUCUAGAAGCCACAGUUCAAGGCGAAGUUCUCCUGAAUCAGAUCGACAAGGCCAUUCCAGAUCUGGGUCCUUUGACAGCAGGGAAAGAGGACAAGAGAGAGACAGACAUGAGCAUGAUCGCGACCGGGACCGGGACCGGGAAAGGCGAGAUGGGAGACAGAGAGAUUGGGACCGAGAUACUGCUAAAGACUGGUUGAGAAGCAGAGACCGGGAUAGAAUUCGGGAACGAGACAGACAGAGGGAAAAACGAAGAGAUGUGGACCGUGAAAAAGAGAGGCCACCUGCUGAGAAUGCUGAAAGAGACAGAGGCCUUAGUACUUCCUCUCAGACAGAGUUAUCCAAGCACAGUGAAUCAAAGCCAGGCAAAGAGCAUCAAGAGUUUGAUGCGAUCUGCCUGGAUUCUACUACCCUAGAAAAGGAAAGGCUGGAUAAAGAUGUAGGAUCUUUCCAAGGUUUUGAAGAUGGAAUUGAAGCUGAGAAAGUGGAAAAUUUAGAAGGUGGAGAUGAUGAAGCCAAAAUAGAUGAUAUGCAAUCAAUGGGAUCUGGUGCUGGAGAAUAUGAGCCAAUCAGUGAUGAUGAGCUUGAUGAAAUUUUGGCAGGUGAUGCCGAAAAGAGGGAAGAUCAGCAGGAUGAGGAAAAAAUGCCAGAUCCCGUGGACGUAAUUGAUGUGGACUGGUCAAGUCUGAUGCCAAAACAGCCAAAAGAGCCACGUGAGCCUGGGGCUGCUCUUCUAAAAUUUACUCCAGCUGCUGUUAUGUUGAGAGUUGGCAUUUCUAAGCAACUAGCUGGCCCUCCCCUCUUAACCAAAAUUAAGGAAACAUGCCAGAGAACCUUGGAGAAACCGAAAGAUGCAGAAAGUCUAUUUGAACAUGAGUUUGGGGCCCUGAACAUGGCUGCCCUCUUGCGAAAGGAAGAACGAGCUGGCCUGCUGUGUAAUCUUGGUCCUUGUUGUAAGGCCCUGUGCUUUAGAAGAGAUUCUGCAAUUCGUAAGCAGCUUGUGAGAAAUGAAAAGGGUACAACAAAACAAACCUACACAAACCCUCCAGUAGUGGACAAUGAGUUGCUGCGGUUGAGUCUACGAUUGUUUAAACGCAAGACAAUGCGUCAAGGUUCUGGACAAGACAAGACAGAGGACACUAAACUUUCACAACCAUAUAUUCCAGAAAUGUGCAUAUCCUGAGCCAGCAUCUCCCAGGCCACAUCUUUUGGUCUUUUCCCUCUCUGAAAACAUUGAUGUUUCUGUCUGUGUUCCCUUUUUGUAUGAUGCUGCUGGAAGAUGAAAAUACUCUUUACAGCUUGGACAGUUUGGACAAAAGGAUAAGUAGGAACAAACAAGCGCACUAGCAGACACUGCCUGAUCACUCCAUGUGGCCCCGCCUGCCAGUGGGGAACCUCCAUAUCUGGUUUGUUUAGUGUUUAUAUCUAAACUGGGAGCCAUGGCAUGUUAGUCACCUAGUAAGCUGGAGUUACAAGCCAGUGUUUGUUCUUUGCAUAUGAUUCUGAUGUGAUGGAGAACAGCAUCUCAGUUUGGACUUAAUGCUACACGAACUACAGAGAUGUUCUGUUUUGUUUAGCUGCUCCCUCUGUGGGAGGAGCUGGGUAGGAAUGCAUGCACCAGCAUGCUUGCUAGUUCAUGGUAAGCCAGAAUUUAGACAUACAAUGUCUAAAGGAAGCCAUUGGGCACAUUAUGUGACAGGACUAUACGGAAAGUGUUUAGUGUAAAAAAUUUUUUUUGAAAGGCCAUUCUGUCUAGUUCACUGAAUGUUUUAUAACACUGAAUUCUAACCAUAGAUCUUAUUUAAUGGCUCACUUAUAUGUAAAAGUGUGAAAAUGUCCAUUUUUGGAGACCUGUUUUAUCACUUGCCAUUAAAUUUUUAAGAAAACAAUUCUGAAUUUUUUCAACUCUUUAAACUUGUGCAUAAGGAUUCUUCUGUAAAAUAUGCUUGUCAGUAGAAUUUUACAUUUAGUGCUAAGCUGUCCCUCAUAGUCUGUACCUCAUCCAAAAAUAUUUACAUGAAAAAUACAGUGUUGAAUAACAGUA
Varanus komodoensis (Komodo dragon) is the source of this 5998-nucleotide messenger RNA. RefSeq names its product zinc finger CCCH-type containing 13 (gene ZC3H13). The record is from RefSeq and is a predicted model, not a curated record. Gene Ontology annotation, molecular function: metal ion binding. The transcript has 20 exons. NCBI's taxonomy places the organism in Eukaryota, Metazoa, Chordata, Lepidosauria, Squamata, Varanidae. Bases 299 to 5137 code for a protein of 1612 amino acids.